CCUGGGCUUCCUCUACCCUCGUUUGUUCCACCGCGCCCAUGUUUCAGUGACGCACCUCAAGCUUCCUAAAACCAUGCUAUGCUCCCAGGGUUCGCUCAACAACAUACACCUACCUCCUCCGACCCAGGCAUUGCCCUGUCUCACAUCCAACCCUCUCACCCUCUCCAAGGUGCAGAGCAAGAUGCUGUUGAACCAUCACCGAGUCCGGAUCAGCGAAGUACCACGGCCGGUUCCUUGCAUGGUUCUGAUCUCCACGAACCCUUUCCACAAUUCCCGGUGACGCCGCCUCCUCUGCAAGACCAGGAGCCUCGUGGUCUAGCCUCGCGCGUCUGGCACGCAAUCAUGUCUCGAAGUCCUCUCUUGCUUAUCCGGUCCUCUCCCGCGCUGGGCACCGGCUCGUAUGGCGCCGUGCCACUCUUGGAAUCACGGUCGAGGUCGAAUUCAAUCUCAGAGGACGAAGAGAACGGACACCUUCGGCCACGGAGUAGUAAGAGUCGUGGGAAGAGGGUACAGUCGGAACACGAACCCCAGAGCAACCAUGCCCAUUUUGCGGAUGCUCGACGACGCUUUCGCAGUACAGAGUGGCCGCGAACCCGUCGGAGGCACUCUUCGUCAGCCAGUGAUAUCGGCAUGGGGUUGGAUUCAAAGACGUCCUUCGCGGUAAAUGGACUGAUCGGCGAGGGUAAAGGGGAAUCGUCACCCGACAGUACACCUGAAAAUGCCACCACGGAUGAAGACGAAGAGGACGAGGCCGCUGCGGAGGACGACCCCCCGGAUAAUUCUCCUUAUCCUGAAGUACGAGCCUCAGUCCCGGCGACUGAUAAUGCUUCCUUGUCCAUCAAUACACCUCGCAUGUGGAUUUUAUCCUUGUUUUUCGCGAUAGCGGGAUCGGCCACCAAUUUAUUCUUUUCCUUGCGUUAUCCCAGCGUUGCUAUAACUCCGGUCAUAGCACUAGUACUGGUUCAUCCUAUGGGCAAACUAUGGGAUUUGCUCCUGAAGCGAAGCUCCGACUCUGACGAGGUUUUUGUCAGUGGGACUCUCCAGACCAAAGACAGCGUUUUUCCACAAUCGCGUGGCCAACGGAUACGCUCUUGGCUCGCCCAAGGUCGCUGGAACGAGAAAGAACAUGCUUGUGUAUACAUAAGCAGCAACGUGUCUUUUGGUUUCGCUUUCGCGACCGAUGUCAUUGUCGAGCAACACAAGUUCUACAAACAGGAAGUUCCCAUUCUCUACCAACUUCUCCUCACCAUUUCCACCCAAAUUCUGGGUUAUGCAUUUGCUGGACUCACGAGGAGGUUUCUGGUUCGACCCGCAGCGAUGAUCUGGCCCGGCACGUUGAUGUCGACGGCCAUGUUUACAACAAUGCAUAAGGAUGAAAACAAGCCAGCGAAUGGAUGGAGGAUUUCACGAUAUCGCUUUUUCAUUUAUGUCUGGGCUGCAGCAUUUGCAUGGUAUUUCCUUCCUGGGCUCUUAUUUCCAGCAUUGAGUUACUUCAGCGUCGUCACAUGGUUUGCGCCAAAGAAUGUGGUUGUCUCGAACCUGUUCGGUGUGGCUUCAGGCUUGGGUCUUUUCCCAGUGACCUUUGACUGGGCUCAGAUUGCCUAUAUCGGCUCUCCACUUUUGACCCCGUGGUGGGCUGCCGCUAACGUAGUAGGAGGACUGGUUCUAGUCAUGUGGAUUGUGGCACCUAUUCUAUACUACAAAAAUGUCCUCUUCUCAGGAUAUUUGCCUAUACUUUCCUCGGCUGUGUUUGACAACUCUGGCAAACCAUACGACGUCAGCAAGAUUCUUACCCCCGACUUUCUAUUCGACAAGGAGGCUUACGACAACUAUUCCAAAGUCUACCUUCCCAUCACCUACGUCCUCUCCUACGGCGUACAAUUUGCCUCACUUUCGGCACUUUUGACGCAUACGACGUGCUGGCAUGGUCGUGAUAUAUGGCGACAGUCACAACAAGCCUUCAAUGAGAAGCAAGAACAAGCAAAUAUCGGAUACCAAGCCGUUCCAAAUCCAGACCGCGAAUACAGCCUACGCAGGGUCAGUAGUCAGACCAUUCGAGCUGGAGGUGAGGAUGUUCACAAUCGAUUAAUGAGACGAUACGAAGAUGUGCCCAUGAUAUGGUAUGCACUCACCUUUGUGGUGAUGCUAGCCGUUGGAAUAUUUGUUGUCGAAUAUUAUCCAGUUCAUCUGCCUUGGUACGGUUUGCUGAUGGCACUCGGCAUCACCACUGUUUUGUUCAUUCCAGUGGGUAUUGUCAUGGCCAUCACGAAUCAACACAGCAGUCUGUACUUGAUCUGUCAACUCAUUUGCGGCAUGGUUUUCCCUGGCCGCCCAGUCGCCAACAUGGUAUUUGUGACGUACUGCUAUAUUAGCUCUGCCCAGGGCAUCAAGUUUUCUUCCGAUCUGAAACUGGGACAUUACAUGAAAAUCCCACCAAAACUGUUGUUCAAGGUUCAGAUGGUCGCCACAUUGGUCUCGAGUCUGGUACAGAUUGGUGUUUUGAACUGGAUGUUUACAAACAUUCCUGGGAUAUGCACUCCCCAGGCGAUCAACGGAUUCAAUUGUCCCAUUGCGCGGGUGCAUUUCAACGGGAGCAUCUUGUGGGGUGUCGUCGGUCCACAGCGGUUCUUUGGUCCCGGGGCGUUGUACAGGCCACUUGUGUGGGCAUUUCUGGUCGGGGCCAUUGCACCCAUCCUUGUGUGGGUCAUGGGUCGCGGCAAGAAGAAGACGAUAUGGCGCAAGAUCAACUUCCCGGUCCUGUUUGGCAGUUUGAGUUGGAUCCCGCCUGCCACGGGACUCAACUUUUCCAUCUGGGGAGUGGUGUGCUUUGCAUUCAACCACGUCAUGAAGCGUCGUGCAUCCGCCUGGUGGGGAAAAUACACCAUGACCAUGUCCGCCGCGUUGGAUUCGGGGUUGGCAUUCUCACUCGUCGUGGUCUUUUUCGGGUUCGUGUAUCCCGGUGUGAUGGAUGGGUUCAAGUGGUGGGGUACAGAAAUUUACAAGCAAGGCUGUGACUGGCAAGCAUGUCCAUGGUUGAAGUUGGGUCAAGGGGAGAAAUUCGGGCAAUAACUUUGGACAUUUGCUUGAUAUUCUUCAAGACAUCUUGAUAUUGUGUACCUUGCGUCCUUGCUGGGAUGGUCACUGGUGCAGUGGUGACGGUAUAGUUAGAAUAGACGUGUCCGGUGUGACGAAACGUGUCGAUGUUCUCGUUGACGGAGGACUAGAUGGUGACUGAUGAUUUAAUGAUGACAAUGAAAUGAUCUUGAAUAAAGAAGUAUGAAGAAGUCUGUC
Messenger RNA from Exophiala oligosperma, 3291 nucleotides. RefSeq names its product OPT family small oligopeptide transporter. The transcript has 3 exons. Lineage: Eukaryota; Fungi; Ascomycota; Eurotiomycetes; Chaetothyriales; Herpotrichiellaceae. The coding region runs from base 79 to 3069 and encodes 996 amino acids. Gene Ontology annotation, molecular function: oligopeptide transmembrane transporter activity. The record is from RefSeq and is a predicted model, not a curated record. Gene Ontology annotation, biological process: transmembrane transport.